Molecule: messenger RNA, 4897 nt
Organism: Nematostella vectensis (starlet sea anemone)
Lineage: Eukaryota; Metazoa; Cnidaria; Anthozoa; Actiniaria; Edwardsiidae
Product: E3 ubiquitin-protein ligase Topors
Exons: 10
Coding region: 290-2605 (771 amino acids)
Biological process (GO): protein monoubiquitination; protein polyubiquitination
Molecular function (GO): ubiquitin protein ligase activity
Source: RefSeq, a predicted model, not a curated record
UAAGAAUAAGGGCCAAGAAGAAGCCACUUUGAUGUGUUAUCGUCUUAUAUACAAAAAGCCAUAGGAACAAACUCCUCAUAGAUCUUUGUUGUUAGUAAGAAGAGAGGGAGAGAUUUGUUACAAACUGAAAGAUUCUGCAUCUUCUAACGGGCUGCGUUUGUUAGCACGUGCUUGUUUGGCUUCUAGCUUGAUCAUAAUGGCUGAUCAUUUUCUGCUAAGUGACACACUGUGAUGGUACAUCCUUCUCAAAUGCAUUUGGCAGUGUCAUGGUUCAAAGGGAGUUUUGAGGAUGGAGGAGUGCAGUGGUAACACGAGCACGAAUGAAGGUCAAGGGAAUGGUACCACAUCAACCACCCCUUCUGACAGGGAUGCUAAUGACAUCGUUACUACUGAGAGCAGUUCAUCUGUAAAACAUGACCAUAUCGUGGAUGGUAAAACAGUAAAAUCUGAAAUAGAACAGCCUGUCAUAACAGUGAAGUCCCUUGUUCUAAGAAAUGCUUCAGAUAUUGUGGUAUCAAGUGAUGAUGAGGUUGAAAUUGUAAAUAUCAUUUCUGCUGAGUCAAAAAAGAAGAUAAUAGGACCUCCAAUAGAGAUAAGGUCUGAUGGUGAAGAAAAAUUGGUGAAAGAUGAAAUUAAAGUUAGAGCCUGCCCAUCACAGGAGAGUAGAACGACAUCAGACGAUGACGCACCCCAAGAUCAGUGCUCAAUAUGUCUAUGUGAAUUUGAUAACAAGUCUUUCUUAGAUCAGUGUUUUCAUGCCUUCUGUUUCUACUGCAUCCUUCAAUGGUCGGAGGUGGUGCGGAAAUGUCCUUUGUGUAAAGCAACAUUUUUUUCUAUUAUACACAGUGUCAAGUCUAUGGUGGAGUUUGAACAGCAUCAUCUUCCAGAACCUGCAGAAACGUCUCUCCCCACAGAUGCCAAUCAGGAGGGUAGGAGGUUCCGUUAUCGCACAACCUUGGUUGAUGGAAGGCCACCAUUGCAAAGAAGAGCGAGACCACCAGUGUUAGAUGCAUGGCAGAGAAGAGAGCAGCAACGCCAGCUUUAUCAGUCCAGGCAGAGACAAAAAGCUGUUAUGGCCAAAGAAAAGAGAAGAACUGUAUAUGCAAACAACCUAUGGGUUCAACAUGUCCCUCAGAGAGGAAAGCCAAAGUUUAGAGAUAUUAGUGCUGAGUUCCUCCGUGCAAACCCUGCCUGCAUCCAUCGUCUUGUUCCAUGGUUGUCUCGUGAGCUGCAUGUGUUACUGGAUGAUGACCAAAGCACUGUUGAGCUUGUUAUGCCGCUAAUAACAAGAUUAAUCACAAGGGUUGAGAUUCAGUCUGAUGAAUUUGCUGAGCAGCUACAGCAAUUUCUUUUCGAUAAGUCAUACCAUUUUGCCCAUGAGUUUGCUAGCUUUGCUCGCUCUCCAUUUGACAUGUCAACUUAUGAUGACAGGGCAGAGUAUAACAAGCCUAAGAACCCUACCUCUGUGGACCCUGGAACGCCCGUGGUAUUCCAGAGUAGUUCAACAGGAUGGGAUAGUCCAGACACAGCUUCACCAUUGGCAGUUCUGCCAGCAAGUGAUACAACCUGUUUAUCUGGUUUUACCAGUUUACCUGGCCCAUCUGGAGUGACAGCUUUCUCUCAACCGUCAAGAUGGGAUGAUGGUCAAACGAAUCGUCAUCUAAGUAACAAUUGGUCACCUCCCUCAGAAGCGAAUCCGUACAUCCCAACGAUCCACAUCCGAGAUGAAAGCACUUCACCAGAGAGUGUAAGAAUGCAAGAAGUAAGCCCAUCUUCAGAGACUUCAAGAAGGACUGUGUCCGGUCAUUCAGCUAAAGAAGAUAGAACUUCGAAAAAGCGCAAGAAAGCACGCAAACACAAGCGCAAGCGCAAGCAUAGCAAACACAAGAGUGAAAAACAAUCGAUCGAAAAUGGUAGACCCACUCGCACUCAACCUGGAGGGUCACUUAACUCAUCUUCGCGGUCACGCACUAAAUCGCGUUCGCGAUCACGCAUUAGAUCGCGUUCACCCGCUAGAUCACGUUCGUGGUCACACACUAGAUCACGUUCGCGGUCACACACUAGAUCACGUUCGCGGUCACACACUAGAUCACGAUCAAGAUCUCGCAUUAGAUCACGUUCGCGAUCACAGGAGCUGGAUUCACGCACUUUGAGGUCGAAAAAAUCUUUCGAGAGGCGGUCUAGGGCAUCGCACCGUGAAUCAAGAUCACGCAGUAAAUCACGCACAAAAAGGGAACGAUCUCGUAAAAAAUCACGUUCACGAAGCAGGCCACGUUCACGGAGCAGAUCACGCGGAGAUUCUUUGACUGGGUUCCACUCGACUUCAUUAAGUGACAGAUCACACAAAACGGCUGGAGCAUCACGAUCACGUCAAGUGGAACCGAACUCCAAGGAGGAUCGCUCACUUCCGGCACCGGCGUCUCCAACGGAAGCGGAAAUGAAACAAGAGAUAGCUGAACUCGAGAUACGCAUAGCCGCUGACCGCAAAAGGUUGCUUGAACUUUUACAGAAACAGAAAGAGCGAAAGACUGAGGAGGCUCAUGAGAAUGUGGAUGGCUGUGGCGGAGAGGAGACUUGUGACAAGAAUAUUCUGAGUGACAGCUGAUCGUUAUUCCGCUAUUUUUGAUGUAACAUUCGCCAAAAAUUAAACAAAAGCGAAAAUUAUUUUACCAUCAUGAUAAUAGCUAAAAUAAAAUUUUAAGAAAGUUUUGUCUGUGUUAUUGUUUUGACCGUUUUGCCUUUGCAUUAGUCUCCUUUCGUGACUCGGACACGAGCGGCUGCAAAGGAGACUACCUUAGGAUCUGAUAGACGUCCGGGGCAAAUGCAAACAAGCUGAACUCACUUUGCGCGGACUCUUGUCUUUCGGACAACUGCGACUAGCACGGAAAACUCGCCCAUUUACUAACAUCUAACGCGACAUUUUAGACUUCAGUAAACUCUCGCCAUCAGGAAUUUCCAACCCCCUGGAAAAAAAGUAAAUACAGUAACUGUUAAGGAAAAUGGGCAUUGAUACCCCUCCCCCCCCCGGAAUUUCCAAUCCCCUCUAUGAGGGGUAUGGAUAUUUUCUGGAACUACACAUUAAAGAUAGCGGCGUUCGAACGCCAGUCCAGCGAAAUACAAAAAAAAGAGGCCUCUGCUAGCAGGGAAGAAUAGCACUAAAGCCCCAUCUACACACUAACAAUUUUUAGUUGACAACUGUAUUUGUUGGCAUCUACACUAGCAAUUUUUCAUGUAUGAAUAGUUGAAUUGCCCAAAAAAGCAAACCUGCUAGCUUUUGAGCUACUAUAGUUGCCACAUUAAAAAUUGCCGACUUUGCUGCAUCUACACUAGCAAACAAAAAUUGUCAACUAAAAAUUGGUAGUGUAGAUGGGGCUUAAAUGUAUCAAAUUUUAUAGGCCACUUAAAUCAUUUUUCACUUUUUCUCCUUGUAACAUUUUGCCCUGAACCACCUAUACCAACUUAAAUCGACAGAAUAAUUUUUAUGCCUUUAUUGUCGAAUUUGCCUUGCUCGGUAAGCAGGUGUCUAGCUGAAACUAGAUUUUCCUUUAAGUAAUUACAGGACAAUUUGUUCGGUACACAGGAAAUCAUGAGAGAUAAAGUCGAGUAUCUAUUAGAGGUGUGCUUGUAUGUGCUGUUGUUAUCAACAUUUCAACUCUCGUGCCACCCACUUUCGUAUGCAAAAUUUACUUUUCUAAGCUUUUGUAAGCAAAUAAAACUUGUAAGAAUGACACUUGUGAGAGUUAACCUGUGAGCAACCUGUGAGAGUUAUUAUCAGGAUUAAGUAAAGCAACCUUGCUCGCGUAAAUAAAAUUAUAUCUAAAGAGAAUUAAAAAGAUGGCAACCAUAUCAGUUAAGCAUUUAAAAUUUGUUAAACAUUGACAAGACAAAGGUUUAAAUAACUAAUGCAUCGUGAAAUCUACUUGAGAAUGGCUUAUAAAAGUGCGCGAGUUUCCUCAACGCUUCACAAGCGGUAUUGAAUUAUCCAAGGACGGCCCCCAAAGGACUCAAAGUGUUUCUAGUUACAUCGUCAAGAUUGUGUUGUCUUCUUCAUCACCAUCAGCUGUGCAGGUGAACCCCUUGUUCUAGUGCAGACGCCGUCAUGAAAAGCUCUCUGCUGUUCUUACUGGUUCUUCUAUGUGUGCUCGAUCUAGCACUCACAGAGACAUGCAGUUCCUCUAGUCCUAUCCGCGAAGUGUAUGUGAUGAAAAGGCGGCUCCGAUUAUCUCCGUUCAGUCUCUGCUACAUGUCGCACACGGCCCUGCUCGUUCACACCGCUGAUAACAAGGAUUGCGUGAUCGAAUACCUCGUGGAUGGCCGAGCCCAUCUGUAUGAUGCUAGACCCACGCUCAGAUGGCGCUGCUGGUUCAAGAAAUGCUAUGUAAUGCGCAUGGCUGACAACCAAGGUCACAUGUACUUCUGGGAACGCGACCUGUACAGUCAACAUCUGUCCAGGGCCUACUCGAGUAUUACCCCACAGGAGGCCCGCGAUAAGAUGCAAAAACUGAUGGGAUAUGACUACGAUUUGCUCAAACACAACUGCCACCACGCGCAGCAAAAGCUGCGAACUAGCUGGGGUUUACAUGUCCAGAACCCGUACACAGAUGCGAAGUCCGUCUGCACCUGCUUGCCUCGAUGGGUCCCUCACUCUCUGAGGAGGUUCUAUGAGAAGGUCUCGAGGCUCUGUAAAAAGGUCAUUGGACAUGACGAUGAUGAUGAUGAUGACGAUGAUGAUAAGCGCGCUUUGCGUGAAGGCACUCGCCGUGUUGCAGGCCUAGCACGUGCAUGAGGCUAUUAAUGUUAUAGCAGCUAUAAACGUGAUUAUAGAAAAACGUAAGAAUAUGAUUUCACGCUCACUUGUAAAAAGUGCAUUUGCAUUAAUAAAGUUUGGAGAACCCUG